AUGGCAGACAACAACCAAGGCUGCAAAAUCACCCUAUACUGGCUCGAACAAUCCCGAAGCCACCGCAUUCUCUGGCUGCUAGAGGAACUGGGGCUAAAGUACGACCUCAAGACCUUCAAGCGCCGCGCCGAUAAGCUCGCGCCCGCCGAGCUGAAGAAGGUCCACCCACUAGGCAAAUCGCCCGUCAUCACAAUCGAGACACCCGGAUCUGAGAAGCCCAUGGUCCUAGCCGAAUCGGGCCCCAUCGCAGAAUAUCUAUGCGACCACUUCGGCAAGGCCAAGCCUUCCCUGGUUCCUGCGCGCUAUGCUGCCGGCAAGGAGGGACAAGUCGGUGGUGAGACGGAGGAGUUCAUGCGCUACCGCUAUUUCAUGCACUACGUCGAGGGAAGUCUGAUGCCGUUCCUGGUCAUGAGCCUUGUGAAUGAUACCAUCCGCAAAUCGCCGCCAUUCUUCGUCCGCCCGAUUACCGGCCUCGUCGCUUCGCAGGUUGAGGCAUCUUUCUUGAACCGCAAUAUCGAAGGAAAUCUUGAUUUCUUGGAGGAUCAGCUGAAGACUGCGCCUGAGGGCGGUCCGUGGAUUUGUGGAAAGGAUCUGACUACUGCGGAUAUUUUGCUGAGUUUCCCGGCUAUCGCUGCCAAUGGGCGCGUGCUGCAGGAUAAGGAGAAGCGGGAGAAGUACCCUCUCCUUGCUUCUUAUGCGCAGCGCUUGCAGGAGGUUGAGGGGUAUAAGAGGGCUGUGAAGAAGAUUGAGGAGGUCGAGGGCAAGUUCUCUGCCUCUAUGUGA
Messenger RNA from Penicillium verhagenii, 783 nucleotides. Its product is annotated as glutathione S-transferase. The record is from RefSeq and is a predicted model, not a curated record. Lineage: Eukaryota; Fungi; Ascomycota; Eurotiomycetes; Eurotiales; Aspergillaceae. The coding region runs from base 1 to 783 and encodes 260 amino acids. The transcript has 3 exons.